AAGAGCGGACACUGAUGCAGUACAAGCACGCAUCCAGCAUCACUCAUCAUCACACUGGACUGUACCUACAGCCUCAUCUCAUCGUAUAUCCACAUCACUUACACCAGAGCUACAGUCUGGAAUUACAAAUGAAGACUACAGAAGUGGAGCCAGGACUCUUCAGUGACAGCUACUGCAAAGUAUGCAGCGCUCAGCUUAUCUCAGAGUCACAGAGAGUCGCCCACUAUGAGAGUCGAAAGCAUGCCAACAAAGUUCGGCUGUAUUACAUGUUACAUCCAGUGGAUGGGGGUUGUCCUGCAAAGAAGCUUCGGACAGACAAUGGCAGCACGGAGGGCGAUGUGGACAAAAACAAGUGCUGCACGCUGUGCAAUAUGUCGUUCACGUCAGCGGUUGUGGCCCAGUCACACUACCAAGGCAAGAUCCAUGCCAAGAGAUUGAGACUACUGCUGGGGGAGCCACCUGCCAUCACAUCCAAAGAGGUGACAUCCAGUUCGGAGCAUAUGGUCACUGAAGAUUCCCCAGGAUGUCCCUCCAGACAGGGCAGACUCUCACAUCGCUACUGCCAGAUGUGCAAGGCCUGGUUCAAUAACCCCAGCAUGGCCAAACAGCACUACGAUGGAAAGAAGCACAAAAAAAAUGCGGCCCAAGCUAACCUCCUUACACAGCUGGGCAAGAGUCUGGAAAACGGAGAUGAACAGAUCGGCCUGAAGCGGAGUCACACAUGUGAGGUCUGCUGUGUAACACUGAACUCUGUGGCACAAUAUCAUGCCCAUCUGCAGGGCUCCAAACACCAGAACAACUUAAAGAACAAAUGAAGUUUAGUGGAACUAUAUGGGUUUCUUUUAAUUAUUCAUCUGAUAACAAACUCAUGAAACUUCAAGGUCUGUCUGUGGAAGUCAAAUAAUUCUUCCUUGAUUUGGACAUGAUAUGGAUCUGGACACUAUGGACAAUAUUGUGAUAAUGGACUAUAAUAAAUAUUGCAGCGUAUACAUUUGCACAUAAAAAAGAAAACAAUCCUGCUCCAUCAAAUCCUGAAAACUUUGAAGUACUGUAUAUAAUUGAAGCAAGUUGAAUGGACACAGUUCCAUCUUUAAAGUGUUGUGUUGUCCUUUUUAUAAUAAUGUUGUUUAUAUUUUAAUUUAAAUGUGUGCUCAGAACUUAAAAAAAAAGGAUUAGAGUAAAAAAUAUUUAUCUGUCAUUGAAGGUGUAUUAAGUGCACUUGAGGUAUUUUGUACAUAACUGUCAGCAGGGAUUGUUUUCUAAUGAUAUUAAAAGUUUUGAGGCAGCAUUUAUACACACAAAGAUAGUGGACCAAAGUACAGCGAUUAGCACAUGUUAUAAAACCAUUUGCAAACAUUUUUCUUUGAAAUAGUUUGGAAACUAUCUUCUUCAUUGCUUUAGCAAAAUAGUGUUUUUAUAUUCCAGUGAUGUUCAUCUAAUGCUUAAUAUUCGGCAUACACUUUCCUGAUAUGAACAUUUAUUACUACAUUAUACAAAUAUGUGGAUUGUAUAAAUAUAUACAAUAAACUGUUUUAUAUAUACAUAUAUAUAUACACAAUAAAAUACUAUCUCUUUCAAUGACUGUAAGAAAGAAACCCAAUGCAUCACCGUAGGUAGGCAUGAAUUCUGAAAUUAAAAUGUUAUUAGAAUGAUGUGGUGCUGUUCUUUGCUGACGGGGUCACUUAAGUGCAUUUCACAAAGGACUGAAUGUACAUUGUGCAUUUAACUAAUUGAAUUGUCUCCAAAACAACAACUCUUAUUGAAAUCCUGAAACUCUUUUAAAUAAUGCUCCCACCCACAUUUAUUUUAAUGUAUAGUUUUGUUUUGUUUGAAUGGCUUCCAAGAGAAUAAAAGUAAU
This is a messenger RNA of Xyrauchen texanus (razorback sucker), 1858 nucleotides long. RefSeq names its product zinc finger matrin-type protein 4-like. The record is from RefSeq and is a predicted model, not a curated record. The transcript is spliced from 7 exons. The coding region runs from base 15 to 815 and encodes 266 amino acids. NCBI's taxonomy places the organism in Eukaryota, Metazoa, Chordata, Actinopteri, Cypriniformes, Catostomidae. Gene Ontology annotation, cellular component: nucleus. Gene Ontology annotation, molecular function: nucleic acid binding; zinc ion binding.